This is a messenger RNA of Pseudophryne corroboree (corroboree frog), 1485 nucleotides long. It is a transcript of the gene MRPS30, whose product is annotated as mitochondrial ribosomal protein S30. The coding region runs from base 142 to 1377 and encodes 411 amino acids. The record is from RefSeq and is a predicted model, not a curated record. The transcript has 5 exons. Gene Ontology annotation, biological process: translation. Gene Ontology annotation, cellular component: ribosome; mitochondrion; mitochondrial large ribosomal subunit. Gene Ontology annotation, molecular function: structural constituent of ribosome. Lineage: Eukaryota; Metazoa; Chordata; Amphibia; Anura; Myobatrachidae.
GUCCAAAUGCUGUCAGUGCGAGUCCUUGAGCCAAGAAGUCGUGCGCUCUGAUUGGUUCUUCUGCUAUCAGCUGACCUGGACGCGCCCAAUCAGUGAGCGUGACGGAGAAGGUCGCGUCCUCCGUUGCCCGGGCACGACAACAUGGCGGUGGGGCGCAAGAUAUACGGGAAACUGCGGCGCAAUGCCGAUUUAACGGCCGCCAUGCUGCUGCUGCCCCCGGAGCCUGCAGUGCCCCGCACCUCGCUCUACCCGCCCAUCGUAGCGUCCAUGACGGCCAAGAGCAAGGCGUCCAAGCGGCGGCGGGUGGAGGGUCACUACAGCCGGGUGCACGAGCAGACCGACAUCAGCGCCAAGCUGCGGCUGAUCACCGGCCUCCAGCGCCUCAAGUACGUGGUGUACCCGCAGACCUUCGCCCUGGGCGCCGACCGCUGGUACCAGCACUUCACCAAGACGGCGUACGUGCCGGGGCUGCCGGAGCGGCGCUGUGCGGGGGGCCCGGAUCUGGCCGCGGUGCGGUCCCUGGUGUGCGAGGCGCUGCUGCAGGAGAUGCACUACGCCCAGAAGGGCCGCCGCUUCCUGUACCGGGAGCAGGAGGUGUCCGCCGCCCCCUUCCUCACCAGCCUGGUGUCCGUGCUCAGUAGCCAGUGCGCCGGCCACAACCCCACCCUCAGCAGCUCCUGCCUAGAUCUGAAGCCUCAGGUGAACUUCUAUUGGUUGCGCGGUGAGACCGUGGUUCCUCGUGGUCACAGAAAAGGCUGUGUUGAUCCCAUUCGAUUUCAGAUUGAUGAUGAACCUCAUGCCCAGAUCAGACUGCGUCAGCAACUUCCUGAGUUUGUUCCUCUAGAUGCUGCUGUGCCUGAGGAGGUUCCCGUCAUUCCGUAUGAGCCAAACAAAUUGCCCCUGUUCAAAAAACAGUAUGCAAACAACGUAUUCAUUGGAGCCAAAGUAGAUGACCCAUGCUGUUAUGGUCACACGCAGUUUCACCUGGUACCAGACAGAUAUAAGAGGGAGAGGCUACAAAAGAUGAACAUUGGAGACCACGUUGAAGUCUUUUUGCGUGCAAAUGCCAUUGCAAGUCUCUUUGCCUGGACAGGAGCACAAGCCAUGUAUCAAGGUUUUUGGAACCAGUCAGAAGUGACGCGGCCCUUUGCCUCGCAGGGGGUUAUUUCUGAUGGGAAAUACUUCUCCUUUUUCUGCUACCAGCUAAACACAUUGGCUUUGGCGGUGGAUUCUGAGAAAGACCCCAACCGUAAGAACAUUUGCUGGGGAACGCAGAGCGCCCCUCUAUAUGAAGCCGUGGAAAAUGGGGACAUCAAAGGAUUUAAUGACGACGUUCUUAGGCAGCUUAUUGACUUUUUUAUGAAUUGCCCAACAUAGUAUAAUGGCUUCAAAGGGUGAUAAUUAUUUCAUAUGUAUAUAUAUUUCCCUGUGUUGUAAUUAAUGCACUUCUUAAUUAUUGUGGAAAUAAAGCAAAGUAUGAGCUUU